GGCCGCGUUCUGUCCGCCAUGUUAGGAUUGUCGGGCCGCCUGACAGGGCUUCGCUUGCCUCCGCAGGAGCGCGGCAUGGAGCCGCAGGUGAACCUUCGCGUCACCUGCCGUGGGGAGACCCAGAGUUUCCUGGUGUCAGACUCGGCGCACACGACGUGGGCGGAUGUGGAGGCCAUGGUUAAAGUUUCAUUUGACCUGGACAACAUUCAGAUCAAAUACAUUGAUGAGGAUAAUGAUGAGGUCUCUGUGAAUAGCAAAGAGGAAUAUGAAGAAGCUCUGAAGAUUGCAGUUAAACAACGAAAUCAACUUCAGAUGAAUGUGUAUGAAGAAAACUCUUCUCUGAAAGAAACUUCAUAUUCUUGUUCUUUGCAACUACAUGAAAAAACUGUGACAGAAAAGUUGGCACCUCUUAAAGAUGAGAAGAAAGUUCUUUUGCAGUAUUCCAUGCCAGCUCGGGGGUUAGAGGAAGUCUUAAAAAAUGAAAAGGAGCUGACAAUUCAGCAAAAGUUAAAUCACACUAGAACAGGAAGAGCAAAUGAAAAUCCUCCAGGAUGGUUUACUAGCUACUUGGAAACAUUCAGGGAACAAGUAGUUAAGGAAACUGUUGAGAAACUGGAACAGAAGCUGUAUGAGAAGCUUGUUCAUCACAACCAGCCUCCAGAUUUUUCUGAGAGCUUUAUUACAGCAGCACCUCCAACUUCAGAGAGCCAAUCAGGGAAUGGCAACCAGUGUGACUGGCUGAUCUCCUGCUGCAACUGCCAGGCCCGAAUUGUUGGAGUUCGCUACCAGUGCAGCCUUUGUCCAGCCUACAAUAUCUGUGAACAGUGUGAAGCAGGAACAUAUGCACAUGAUCCUAAUCAUGUCUUGCUAAAGCUGCGAAGACCAGUACUAUGUAUUGCUGAGAAUUACAGCCUUGCAGAGUUUUCACCUUGCCUGCCUGCUACUCUGGAGCAAGUUAGGCUCCAGAAACAGAUGGACAAAAGAUUUCUGAAGGCAGAAAAGCAAAGAUUACGAGCAGAGAAGAAACAGCGAAAGGCAGAGGUCCGAGAGCUCAAAAAGCAGCUAAAAUUGCACAGGAAAAUUCAUCUAUGGAACUCUGUCCAUGUAUUGGAAACUAGUGGCUCACCUACUCUGAAAUCUGAGAGUCUCCAACCUAAUACCUUCCUGAGUCCUAGUCAACCCUUCCAAGCAAUUGUCCCAACACUAAGUGCAGUAUUUGUGGAUGAGAAUUUGCCAGAUGGGACUCACUUGCAACCAGGAACAAAGUUUAUCAAACACUGGCGAAUGAAAAAUACUGGCAAUGUGGAAUGGAGCUCAGACACAAAGCUGAAACUUAUGUGGGGAAAUCUGACCUUGGCAUCUUCUGAAAAAAAAGAUGUGCUAGUGCCAUCCCUUCCAUCAGGACAAGUAGGAACUGUUUCGGUUGAGUUUGUAGCUCCUAAUAUAGAAGGAACUUACACCUCUCACUGGAGGCUGUCACACAGAGGGGAACAGUUUGGACCCAGGAUCUGGUGCAGUAUUGUUGUGGAUCCCUCCCCAGCUACUGACUAUUUAGAAAGCAAUUGGAAGGAUUCUGACUCCUGUCAGAAGGAUAAAGCUUCCAGCACCAAACAGGAUGCUUCCUUAAAGACAGAAGCAGGUGCUCAACUGAUGGGUGAAAUCAUGGAGCAGGCCGAAAUACCUCUGCCAACUAUUCCGUUAAAGAUCAAAAAUUUGCCAAGUGAGAGAGAAUUUUAUAUCCCAUCUGUUGAUCUCCUCACUGCACAGGAUUUACUGUCGUUUGAGCUGUUGGACAUAAAUAUUGUGCAGGAAUUGGAGCGAGUGCCACACAAUACUCCUGUUGACAUGACUCCAUGCAUGUCCCCUUUGCCACAUGAUAGCCCCUUGCUGGAGAAACCUGGCUUAGGUCAGAUAGAGGAGGAGAAUGAGGGGAGUGGAUUUAAACCAGUGCCUGGAAUGGCGGAAGCCUGCUUUCCUGCAGAUACUUGUAUAGUGAAAGUGAAAGCUGAACAUCCAUUGAACCAGGAGGAAGGGGAAGAAGAUAUGAGUGGGACUCAGUUUGUCUGUGAAACUGUAAUUCGCUCUCUAACCCUGGAUGCUGCACCUGACCAUAAGCCCCCACAAAAAAAGAAAAUCCUCCAGAAUUCUUUACAAACAUCACAAGACACCUUCAGUUGCAAUGUGAUAAAUGAAGAAUCUCCUAGGAUAAAAACUAAUUCCACUUCUAAAAAGGAAGCAAAGAUUCAUCAGUCAGAGGCAAUGACAGAAAAUGACUGUGGGGACCUUCCACUGUCUGAUGAGAGAGCAAGCCCCUGUAGUGAUACCGGCAAUUCUGAUGAAGAAGAUGAUGUUCAAAGUCAAGGCUCCUCUGCUUCAUCAGAGGAUUAUAUCAUUAUUCUCCCCGAGUGCUUUGACACCAGUCGUCCUUUAGGGGAGUCUAUGUAUAGUUCUGCUCUUUCUCAGCCCAGUUUGGAAAAGACAGGAGAACCUGAAACAGGAGCAGAGAGUCCAGAAGGGGGCAGCCAGCCACAGAUCCACAGUGUCAGUGAUAUUUUGACAACUUCACAAACGCUGGCUGUAGUACCACUAACCCCAGAGAUUGCGGACACCUUACCCCAGACACAAAGGAAUCUUGCAUCUCUUCAGAAUCAUAUCUUCCAAGAACCAAACAUAUCUGCUUCAGAGAAUCUCUCUUCCACUUCUCAUAAUCAAAUAAGAGAAGAACCCAGUGGUGAAGACAGUCAUGGACCAGGAUCUUCUGGAUUUCUAACUAGUAAACAGAAGUGCUCAGAAUACCCAAGAUACCCUCAAGGAGGCAGUAUUGCAGGAGAACUAGUUAAAGGAGCUUUGUCAGUUGCUGCUUCUGCCUACAAAGCAUUAUUUGCUGGACCACUCACUAUAGAACAGCAGCCUGCAGCUACAGAAGAGCACACUGCCACUCUUCUAUCCAGUCUGUGUGAGAUGGGAUUCUGUGACAGGCAGUUAAACCUGCGGCUGCUGAAGAAACACAACAAUAAUAUGGUUCAAGUGGUAACUGAAUUGCUUCAGAUCAGUAACAGUGACUGGUACAGCAGUAGAUGCUGAACCUUCAUGGUGGAGGGAGGAAUCGUUUUCAUUGCAUAAACUGUCAUUAAACACUGCAACAGUAGCAGGUGACUCCUCACCUGCUUUCUCUUUGGAGGUGUGACUAAAACUUUGGCUUUCUUCUGAGCUUUCGACUUUUUUUGUCAUGGAAAUGUCAAACAGUGCUUGUCACAGCAUCUUAUGAAUUGGAGACCAGAAUUUCAACUGUUACUUGGACCUCAUAGUUAAAUGAGUAAUCUUAAAGUCUCUAAUUUCAUACUGAAUCCUUUUAUCAGGGAAUCCUGUAGCAUUACUUUAACCUUCCACCCAGAUGAGAACUUCCCCUUUUAUUGUGUGUAAGAUUUUUCUUUUUUAGGCAGCUGGAAACUUGUUUUGUUGACUUUUAACAAGCUUUGGAAUAGGAACCAAUGUAAAAUGCUGCUGUAAAAUGUAGUCUUGCCUAAUUUACAAGAGAUGCCCACACCUAGCAAGUUGUUUCUUCUGAUAUGAUUUAGUGAUUGAUUUGUCCAGUGCAUGAUAGUAAUGUAACAGACUUUAAACCUUACAAAUGAUUCUUAGAAGAAAAAGAUUACUCAUACACAAAAGCCAUCUUGAACCAGCAAACAACUUUUGAAAAGUUUGAAGGUGUAACCACUGUUAAACUGAAUACCAGGAAAGUCAUUGCUUCUUGUAGCAGAAUGAAGCAGGAGAGUGAAUUUACCAGCAGCAGUUGAACCAUCUCUAGUAAUGACAGCAUAAAACAUAUCCCUAACAGCCUACAUAAAAUACUUUGUUAAAAAUGGAGUGUAAGGGUGGGAAAGGUCUUUCUAAGAAUCUUUAUAGGCUCUUUGUAAAAGUGAUAAAAAAUUGACCACUAUCUCUUUUCAGUACAGUGCAAACUUCUUAUUCUGUUAAUACCACAUAGAAGAAUUGAAGAAUGUGUAGAAACCUAGGCCUGAAUUGGAGUACAAAUUCUGGUAGAGUUUAGGAACGGGAAGAGUGCUUGAGGUAGGGAUUGUGUGACUUACAUUAUAGUUUGAAAAAUGCAUUAACUUAAGCAGUUUUAAGUGUACAGUCUCCUGUGAUGGUUCUGGCUGCUCCCAUGUUUCCAUAGACACAUCUGUAGGAUUCACUUUUCUCACAAGAUUUUGCUUUAGAUGCCCAUAUUUAAUUUGGAACUCUAAGAAUUCCCUUCUAAAUGUGCUGAGAGAGAUUUGAUUCUGAAGAAUCACGAGAAACGAGCAACAUACACUGCUGUGCAGUGGUGUAUCCAUAGGUAACUUUUCAGAGUCCAGUCCUCUGAAGGUGACAGCAGUGUUGGCUAUAUUCUUACUUUUAAGCAAACUUUUUUCCUUGCUGCAGUAAGAGACCAUCGAUCCUAAAAUAUUUUAUUACUGCUGCUUCGAACUAAGGUGUUCCUGUUUUGUCACAACAUAGCUGAAGCAGUACCAGUAUUGUGACUGACCAGGUGAUCAGUAGUAGUAACUUUUUUAAAAGACGUAAUACCCUUACGGAUAAGAUACCAUUAAAAUAAUUGAAGAAAAAAAAAUGUAUCAUACCAUUUUUGUUUUAAACCUAUUUUUAUAGAUUGUGGAAGAUAUACUCUUAAAUGUUUAUUUUGAAAUACGGUAGAACUAUUUUGCAGUGUUUUCCCAUCUCUCUGUACACCAAUACAACUGUCUGCUGUGGACCAGAUAAAGAUCUUUCUGUAACUUAGAACUACUGUGUUUUUCCCACCCUAACUUACGCGUACUGUUUUGAGUACCUUUGGGCUUAUGCCUACUCAAGGAGGAGGAAAGGACAUGGAUAAGGUGUGAUAGCUGGUGAAAUUUCUAAGCGUAGCAUGGUUGUCUGCUUUGAUCUGGAAUGCCCAGCAGGACACAUGUUCUUUCUGUGUUUACCUUCAUACUUGGAAUGUUAAUGUGUUCUAUAUUUAACAAAACACUAAAAUGUUUGAGGAGGAACACUUCAUUGCAGAUUGAAAUGUGAAGUGUGAAAUGCUGGUUUCUUUAAGUUACUUUUUACUAGGGCUUAGAUAAUGUAUGCUCAGGCUUAAGCUAUAUUUCUGUUGGCUUUGUAUAUUUUGUUAAUGGAUGCACGGUAUAAUUUAUAAUAUAUUCUAUAGUGCA
Messenger RNA from Aptenodytes forsteri (emperor penguin), 5192 nucleotides. RefSeq names its product NBR1, autophagy cargo receptor (gene NBR1). Gene Ontology annotation, biological process: macroautophagy. The transcript has 21 exons. Gene Ontology annotation, molecular function: zinc ion binding; ubiquitin binding. The record is from RefSeq and is a predicted model, not a curated record. Gene Ontology annotation, cellular component: phagophore assembly site. The coding region runs from base 19 to 3084 and encodes 1021 amino acids. NCBI's taxonomy places the organism in Eukaryota, Metazoa, Chordata, Aves, Sphenisciformes, Spheniscidae.